This is a messenger RNA of Silurus meridionalis, 3441 nucleotides long. RefSeq names its product 5'(3')-deoxyribonucleotidase, mitochondrial-like. Bases 1871 to 2557 code for a protein of 228 amino acids. The record is from RefSeq and is a predicted model, not a curated record. Gene Ontology annotation, molecular function: 5'-nucleotidase activity. The transcript is spliced from 5 exons. Lineage: Eukaryota; Metazoa; Chordata; Actinopteri; Siluriformes; Siluridae. Gene Ontology annotation, biological process: pyrimidine deoxyribonucleotide catabolic process.
UGUGUACAUUUAUAAAGUAACGCGCUACUUUACUCGUUACUCCAGAAAAGUCAUAUUAUUACGUAACGCACGUUACUUGUAACGCAUUACCCCCAACACUGUCCCCAACACUGCAAAUAACAUUGUACUGAACACAGUGAUCACUGAAGUGCUCAUCAUCUGAGAAGAACCUGAGGUCCACAUGUCAUCCACAUAUAAUGAAUCCAAACCUGAUGUAAUUGGACAAGGAAAUAUGAACAAGUCUAUAGAGGGUUUAUAACACCAUACACUGUUAAAAAAAAAAAAAGAUCGGUUCCACCAUGACUACAGAAUAAAACCUUCAGGCAGACAUGUCAAACUCCAGGCCUCUGGGCCACUUCUGGCCCCUGCAUCCAUUAUAUCUGACCCCUGAGGUAAAAUCAUAUUUCUAUUAUAAACUGCCUCUAUUUUAUAUAUAUAUAUAUAUAUCAGUGGGGCCUCAGAUUUUACCUUUGAGUUUCUAUACAAACACAUUUCGGCCUUCACAUCACAUGCUGUAAGCUGUAAGGUCUGUACUGAGAGCACUGGAGGCUUUUUAACAUACACUUUAAUUUACCUGAAGCUGUUGGUUAGAAAGCGCACUAGUCAGAGCUCACAACCUGCUUCUGUAGCAAACUGCACACACUCAAUAUGUGUGUGGAUUUAAUCGCUGUUUUUUCUUUCAUUCCUCAACGGCUGACAGAGGAGGAGAAAUGUAUUUAGUCACAGUUACACUUACACAGACAUUUACAAGACGGUCUUGAAAAAAAGAAAAAAGCUGGACAUUGUGAGGAAAGGUCAACACAAAAAGUUCAAAACAGUUAAGAUUUUUAUGAACCAUUUCUACUUUUGUGUUUUAUUUCCUGUAAAAUUUGCGCAAAAACACACGAUUUGCCUUCAUUAAAAAUCCCAGGGGACAAACGGGGGUCAUUUAAUGAGAAUAAUAUUGAUGCUUCUGCUAGAGAUGAUGUACACGGGAGGUGAAGCUGUGUCUGCUGUGGAAGGAGACUGGUUGAAUUGUGUUGAUUGGGAUUUCAUUCAUUCUCACUGUAUGAGAUUCCUGUUUCUGAUGCAUCGCUCUGUUAUUCUGCUCUUCUGUAUAAUAUUGAUGGUUUCUGUAGAUGUGGUGUCAUAAUGAUGGAAUGAAGAGGUGGAGUAAGUGAGUAAGACAUCACUGAAGACCUCAGUGUGAAAGGCACUGAUAGAUAUGUAUUGGUGUGGGAAAAUAAAAUGAAAAAGAUGAAAAGUUAUGAAGUAGAAUGUGAGUUACAGGUGAUUGAGGUGCAGCUCUGCCCAGGCCUGAGGUCCACGUGUGUCCCUGUCCAACAUGGCGGACGCGUUGACGUGCUGCGCUGCUGCGGAAACGCGACAUCUCUCAGGGUUCCUGAAUUAUUCUGGGCGUUUAAACAGCCAGGAAAGCGCAGAGUCAAGAGAAGAGAGAAGUGUGUUGAAGAGAGACUGUGAGAGUGCUGGAGGUGAUCACACCGGCAGGAUGCUGAUAUACUGAUUAUCCGCUUUAAGAGAGGGGGGAGAGGGGGAAGUGCAGUGCCGUAAACAGGUCUCGAUCCCAGCGGGGACACAGAGACACAAACACAGAGACACAGAGACCCGAGUCAGCAACUCUUCUCCAUUCAGAUCUUCUCUGCACUUUUCUGGAGCAGCAGGAAUGUGGCGGUGUGCAGCGCAGUGAAAGAGCGGAACAAAAGGCCGGUUGAGCGGUGGAAAGCUCCAGGCCGGGACUCAAAACCCGGAGAUCACACCGAGCUUUAACACAACAACAAUCCAAUGUGAUCAAAACCAACACGGGAGCAGGUCCACAGAGAACAUCUCCAUACAUCUCCGGGCUGACAGGAGGCACUCAGUGGGAAACAUCAUGGCGUUACAGCUGCACCGGACCGCGCGCUUCCUGCCGCUACUGCAGCACCGGGGCUCUGCUCUCUCUCCCCGCAGGAGCUGUGCGGACAUGAGCCCCGGCUCCAGGCUGCGCGUCCUGCUGGACAUGGACGGCGUUAUCGCUGAUUUUGAGGGUGGAUUUCUGAAGAAGUACAGACAGAGAUUCCCGAAUGAUCCGUACAUCAGUCUGGAGGAGCGAAGAGGCUUUUGGGUGUCGACUCAGUACGGAGAGCUGAGAGGAGACCUGUGUGAUAAAGCCAUCAGCAUUUGGGAGUCCAAGAAUUUUUUCAUAGAGCUCGAGCCCAUACCAGGAAGUGUGGAGGCUGUGAAGGAGAUGGUCAAGAUGAAGAAUACAGAUGUCUUCAUUUGCACCAGUCCAAUUAAACACUACGCUCACUGUCCAUAUGAAAAAUACGCGUGGGUCGAGCGGCACCUGGGCCCCGAUUUCCUGGAGAAAGUCAUUUUGACCAGAGACAAGACGAUCGUGAGCGGAGACAUCCUCAUUGAUGACAAGCCGGACAUCCUCGGUGUGGAACCCAAUCCAUCCUGGGAACAUGUUCUUUUCACUGCCUGCCACAACAAGCACCUGCCUCCCAGCACCACGCAGAGGCGCCUCCUGUCCUGGGACGAUGAAUGGAGGGGCAUCCUGGUGGGCAGUCGCUCGUGAGAGCAUGGUGUUCAUCAACCUCGAUCAACCUCAGUGGACCAGCACUCAGAAGAUAAUCAGCUGUGUAAGAUAUCACUGCACUGUAACACCGUUAUUCUCCGUUUGGUCCUAAUUUAAAGCACUGCAUGACGAGAUGCCACGUUUACAUGUAAGGGAGACGAGUCAGUUCAUGAAAAACAUCUCAGAACGCUGUAUGAACUUGUGUCAUAACUCAUCUAGAUAAGGAACGCAAUCAAGGGGAGAUGAAGAUGCAGAUUCACAAUGCAGAUUUCACACGCACACGAUUGCUGCCUGUAACUGUUCUUAUACUAAAAUCAGUAAUUAUUGUUGUUUUUUUUUACUUUGGAGAUUUGAUCGACGGCCAGUUGAAACUGCCUCAGUGCUGUGUUUUAGUUUGAUGUUGUGCAUGUGAACGAAGGAGAACCACAGCAACAUUCGUUCACUCCAACCUUUUAGUGCACAAACAUACUUUUAUGCCACUGCCACAUUUGUAAAUUACUUAUUUACUUUUUUUUUUCUUUUUCUAAAUGUAUACACAUAGAGAGAUUUAUACACUAUAUAACAGAUGUGUAACAGUUUGAACCGGUUUUUUAUUUAUUUUAUUUUUAUUAUAAUUGUUUGUGCCUAAUACGUCACAAGUCAUGCUGAAGAUGCACACCGUUUAUUAUUAACGUUUUAAUAUGCACGUGUUUGAGCCGAAAUGUGCGUGCGUGUGUGUGUGUGUGUGUAUAUGUGUGUGUGUAUGAGAGAGAACACUGAUGUAGUAUCAGUACACAGGCAGCACACAGGGUUACAAAAAUAAUCACACAUCCUUAGAAUGACGUAAAAUAAUGACUAUUUCUCCUCAUAUGCACAAAUUAAAUAUUAUAAUGCUGGUGCACUUA